AUGGAAAGAAUUCCUGAGGAGUGGAGGUGGAGCACAGUGAUCCCUCUAUACAAAAACAAAGGUGAUAUUCAAAAUUGCAACAACUCUAGGGGUAUUAAGCUGUUAAGCCAUACUAUGAAAAUUUGGGAGAGGGUGGUGGAGUUGAGGGUAAGGAGUAUAGGGAGAGGAAGAAAAGCUUACAUAUGGUGUUCAUCGAUCUGGAAAGCAUACGACAAAGUCCCUUGGGAAGUUCUGUCGAGAUGCUUGGAGGCUAGAGGUGUACCGGUUGCAUACACUACUAUGAUUAAGUACAUGUACGAUGGAGCCAAGACCCAUGUUAGAACGGUGGGAGAGGACUCGAGACGCUUUCUUGUAGAGGUGGAGUUGCAUCAGGGAUCAACGCUUAGCUCGUUGCUAUUUGCUUUUGUGAUGGGUGAGUUGACGCGACACACUCAAGGGGAGGUACCUUGGUACAUGUUAUUUGUAGAUGACAUAGUUCUGAUUGACGAGAAACGAGGUGGUGUUAACACUAGGCUGGAGGUCUGGAAGCAGACCCUGGAGUCUAAAGGUUUCAAGUUGAGCAGGUUUACGACAAAAAUACCCGAAGUGAAAGUUUUGUGA
Nicotiana attenuata is the source of this 600-nucleotide messenger RNA. RefSeq lists its product as uncharacterized. Bases 1 to 600 code for a protein of 199 amino acids. The record is from RefSeq and is a predicted model, not a curated record. The transcript is spliced from 2 exons. NCBI's taxonomy places the organism in Eukaryota, Viridiplantae, Streptophyta, Magnoliopsida, Solanales, Solanaceae.